Messenger RNA from Chara braunii, 7872 nucleotides. Lineage: Eukaryota; Viridiplantae; Streptophyta; Charophyceae; Charales; Characeae. The record is from the annotation of a GenBank genome assembly.
GGGAUGAUGAGCCGCACGUGAUGAUGAGAAUCGGCAUCAUUGGGAGUGAUUUCGAGGGAGUAGAGUGUUUAAGGACAUGGCAAGGUGCUUGGAUGUGGGUUCAAGAAUUCUCUCAGAGCUUGUCUCCGACGAUGGACCCACACAGAUGGAAUUGAAACUGCGCGCUGUGCUGCAAUUUCACCAAGCCCAGAAACAGGAACACAAAUUGGACCUCCAGCGUCUGUCAGAGACCCAUCCUGUGACCAAGGUGGAUGCUGACUUUCGUCGAGGUCUCGAGGAGCUUAUCCACGACCACGUGAGCAGUUGCAUUCGCUUGGCAUCGAACGGUCGAUCCCGAGAUGCCCUGGACAGCGAAGGUAAUGCUGGCUGCGACGUGUACGAUGAGGUAGCGAUGGCGGAUCGUGAGGAGAUGGCCGCUCGAGCGUUUCUUCUUCAAGGAUCUGCUGCUCAUCAACGUGAGUUGGCAUCAGCGCUGGAGCGUCGAUUGAACGCUACGCUCCGCGAAGGGAACAUGCCGCGGAUCUCAGAGAUUGAUGUCGAUACUAGUAGGAUGGGUAAUCCCGGCCAGUCUCAGUCGCAAUCGGGAUCAGAGUCGAACUCGAAGUCGCGAUCGAUCAUUGAGAGCAGCCUUCUGAGACGUAGGCGUCGGCUUCUCGAGCGCCGACUUCAGCGCCAGCGCGACGAAGAGGAGGAGUGCGCCGACGAUGACGCGGAGUCUGGUCAGCGGCGGGCGCGAGGGGAGGAAGACGGGAACCGCACGUCGCCGGUGGCGGCGGAGGGCAAUCGAAGCCUUCGCCGGAGAAAUGGAGGGGCGGGGCAGGAAUUCGGGUCGUCGUCGUUUGGGGGAGCCGGAUAUCGGGGGGAUGGCAUGCCAGAGAGCUUGCGACGGCAUCCAUUGUUGCAGGCAAGAGGCAGCGGGGAAGGGUCUGCUGACGGGCUGACGAGCAUGGAAAGACAGGACAGGGAGGCUGAAUUGCUGGCUUUGGCGGGGCUGCACGCAGUCUCGAUGUUGGACCGGGAGUUCUUGGUAGAAAGCGGAGGGAGACGGGAGUCGGGAUCGGGGUCGCCGUCAUCAGAGGAGGGGGCGGGAAUGGAGCGCCCAGUGCGAGCCUCUCAGCUGGUGCAGCGAUGGCGGGACAUCGAGCUGGAGAGAGUGGCAUCGAGAGAGAGGGGGAGAGGGAGGGAGAGGGAGAGGGAGAGGGAGAGGGAGCGGAGCGAAGGGAAUCGCCGUGAUCAGGGAGGUCGGACGAGGUCAGCGAUCUGGGAGACGGAGAGAGAAAGGGAGAGGGAGAGGCAGAGAGAGACGGCGAGGGAGAGAGAGGUGGAGAGGCAGCGGGAGCUGGAAUUGCUGAGGGAGAGAGAGAGGGAACUGGAAACGGCGUCUAGUUUGUUGCGGAGAUGGCGGGAGUUGGAAGUGGCGCGGAAUUUGGAAAGGGAGCGGGAGACGGAAGUCAGGAGCUCGCGAGUGCGCCGCCGGUCCAGGCAGAAUGGCGCGGAGAUGAGUGGUAGCGGUCGGGAUAGCGGAGCUGCGAGCAGCGAUGCCAGCGAGACGACAGCGGAGAGCUCGGGGGGGGAGGGGGGGAGAGAGAUCGGGUCUGCUCAACAGCAGAGAGGGUCGUCCGAUUGCCCCCAGAGAGGGAUUCCCAUGCCAUCGCCGCGAGGGGGAAGGCGUUCUGGCAGUCUUGUUGUUCGGUUCGCAGAGAGCAUGGGUCGGACGACCGGUAGUAGCGUUGGAGCUAGUAGUGCGUCGGCGGCGAACAGGUUUGCGGAAGAGAGAGGGAGAGAUAGCGGAAGUAGUGCGCUUGAUGUGGUGGCGGAUGAAGGAGUGGUGGGCUUGCAAGUCGCGUUGAGUACUGAGAGGGACGGCGGCGGAACGCGCGAGAGAGAGAGUUCCAGAGAGCUCGAAAGAGCGCUGGAACGACGGAGGAGCUUGCAGCGGGAGAGGCAACGUGACCAGGAUGCUAGGCGAGAUAAUCACGAGAUAGAGAGGGAGUUGGAGAGGACGAUUGAGAGGGAGAGAGAGAUUGAAAGAGCGAUGGAGCUACAGAGGGUGGUGGAGAGAGAGAGAGAAAGGGAGGAGAUCGAGAGGGGGGUGACGAUUGAAAGAGGGGCAGAGAGAGAGAGCGCGUUAGAGAGGGCGAUGGAGAGGGAGGGAGAAAUUGGAAGAGCGAUGGGCCGACAGAGGGUGAUGGAGAGACACAGAGAAAGGGUGGAGAUGGAGAGGGGGUUGAGUAUUGAAAGAGAGGCGGACAGAGCGAUCGAGAGAUUGAGGGAGAGGGUGAGAGAGAGAGAACCUGAGACAGAGACAGAGGCAGAGACGGAGUUGGCCUUACGAAGAGGAAGAGAUAUGCAGAGGGAAAUGCAGGGAGCGAUGGACGGGGGCUAUGAGGCUGAGGGAGAGAUAGGUAGAGUGAUAAGGCGAGCGAGGGCGAUGGAGAGAGCAAUGACGGAGAGAGACAGAGCCGCGCUGCAGAGGGAAAGGGGUCUGGAAAGGGGUCUGGAGUGGGUGAUCGGAAUGGGUGAGGAGAGACGAAGACAGCUGGUGAGGGAGAGGCAGAGGGACCUAAUGAGAGAAGCGGAGAGGCCGUUGUCGCGGGAGAGGGUGGUAGAUGCGCCUAGAUUGAUUGCGAGCGGCGCUACGGAGAUUAGCGGAGCGAUGGAAGCGCAAGUCGGCGGGACGGCGGAUAUAUCAGCGGAGGACGCGCAAAGUCCCAGAGACAGCUCCUCCGGUAGCGAUACAGAGCGAGAGGCCACCCACUUGUCGAGGUCGGCUGAUAGAGGGAGAGGAGGUGGACAUGGAGAGGAGGGGAGAGGGGGGGGAAGAGAGGAGGGGGAUGGGAGAAGUGUUGCCGAGCGUGGGAGGGAACGAGGAGCGGGCGCUGAAGGCGAGGGGGGGGUUGGAACAGCGAUGGACAGACAGGCCGAGAGAGAGAGACUUGUAGCAAGCAGGCAGAGGGAGCUGCUUAGGCUCUGGGAGCGUCACAGGGGUUGGGAACGGGAGGAGAGGGAGAGGGAGAGACAACGAAACUGGGAGGCGCAAGAAAGGGCAUCGGUGCAAGAACUCCGGGCCCGGAGAAGAGAGGCGGAGCAGAGGGCGGCCAUAGCCGCUUCUGCCGCCGCAGCAGCAGUGGCAGCGGCCUCGCAAGAAAGGCUAGCGGCGGUGCAAAGAGCGGGAGAGACGGCUACCAGUCGAAGAGAAGACGAAGUGUCUGCAAUUGCAAUGAACGUACCUCGAGGCAGUGACCAGGUGCAUGAAGUGGGUGGAGCUUGGCCCGACCGCAGCAACGCUCCUCAGUUUAGUUUCCGACAAAGAUUGCAGUCGUUAUUUCGUGGUCAUGCAGGUUCUGGGGACGUGCCUGCUCCAGCGGAAGAUAGGCGAGCUGCCGAAGAACUGCGGGAGCUAUCUCGGUGGAGAGAGAGACUGCUGGGUGGAGCCAGAUCACAACUGGAUGCAGUGGAGAGGCUCGAUUCCCUCAGAGAUGUCAGCGAAUCAUCAUUGACACCUUCGACGACAACAAGCAGGUUGGAUUCCACUACAGUUGAUGACAAUCAAGCGUCUGUGGGCGGCGGGCGAAUCGCUCAGCCAGCUGGCGGAGCGGUCGUAUCAACCGUUCAUACAGCUGUUCGAAAUUUUGGUGGCAAUGCUGCAGCUGGCGUUGUUGGCCCCCGCGCCCUCUUGGGGGUUCAACCCGGGGCAUCGGUUGCCGUCGAUAUCCGCCCUCCCCCCUCCGGAGUAUCCCCCUCUGCUUCAUCCGCCGCCGCUGCGUCAGCUUCUGUUCUCUCUUCCUCUUCCUCUUCCGCAUCGUCCGCGGUUUCUUUCGCGGCUUCUUCCGCGGCUUCUUCGGCAUCCUCCGCGGCGACUUCUUCUACCUCUUCCAUCUCUGCUGCUGCUGCUGCUGCUGUAUCUUCCUCGACAGCGACGAGCGACAGCAUCAGUCCUCCUUCAUCGUCCAUUACGGGGACGGGCACGGAUAUCGACUUUGGCACGGCGACGUCCUUGCUUGGGCCCGCCAGCGCGGAAACAGGAAGGGGAAUGGGGGAACGGCGCGCGGAUAUCGGCGCUGUCUCCGCUGAUGGGGAGAGCAGAAGCGAUGCGCUGCUUGUGACAUCUUCGAGGCAAGCGCGCAUUCGUCUGCGGCGAAACCUGCGGCGCAAUAGCACGAUGGAGAUUCAAGACCUCGCUGGAAGGCGGACUGUGAGCAGUAUUCUUUCAGGUGAAUUCCGGAACCGAUUGGACGAUUUGGUGGGGUCUCUUCUACAGCGACAAGCUAUUGCCCGGGAAAUUCAACGACUUCGACAGCAGCAGCAGGUGGAACGGCAGCAGCGACUGCAGCAGCAGCAGGAGGGUCCAGUUUCACCUCAUGCGGAUGGGACCCGGCAGCAUGAGGCUCAGCAGCAGACACCACAGCAGCAUCAGCCUGUCGAACAGUCCGGGCAGGUGCAGCAGCAGGUGCAGCAGCCUGCUCCCCAGCCAGCUGCGCAGCAGUCUGCUCCCCAGCAAACAGUGCAGCCAUUGUCUCGUCAGCAAUUGGUGCGGCAGUCUGCUCCCCAGCAAGCGGCAGAGCAGUCUGCUCGUCAGCAAGCAGUACAGCAGUCUUCUGCCCAGCAAGCAGUGCAGCAGCAGCGGCCCGGACCACACCAACUUGCUCGGCAGCAAGCAGUACAGCAGCCUGCUCCCCAGCAAGCAGUGCUGCAGCAGCCUGAACCGCAGCAGCCUGCUCGGCAACAGUCGGCACGGCAGCAGCCUGGAAGCCAGCAGGCCCCGCUGCAGCAGCCUGCAGGCCAGCAGGAUCCACGGCAGCAGCAAGUGCAAGAACAAAAUGCUCAUCAGGAAGCACAGCCACAAGAUGAGCUCCAUCAGCAGCAGUCACGGGUCACACCCCGACGUCAGUCUCACCGCCAUCCAUUGCGUCAGCAGAGACAGCAACAGUCUCCAGCACAGCAGCAGCAACAGCAGCAGAGGCAACUACCGUCGCCUCAGCAUCAGCAGCGAAGGCAAUCAUUGUUGCCUCAGCAGCAACAGCAGCAGAGGCAAUCGUUGGUCUCUCAGCCGCGGACACAUCAAAGGCAAGCGCCAGCAUCGCAGCAACAGCCAUCGUCACAACUGCAGCAGCAGUCGUCGCCACAACUGCAGCAGCAGUCCAGGCAACUACCGUCGCCGCGUCAAGCCCAGCAGGAGUCUCGGCAGCAGCAGUCGAGGCAAUCGCGAUCAUUACAGCAGCAGACACCAUUACCACCGCAACAACAACGAUCAACGAUGCAAUCGUUGCAGCCGAGGCGGCAAGCUCAACAGACACCUCAGACGCAACAGCUGAGAAACCAACCACGUCAACAGCAGCAACAGCGCGUGGAGCAGCUGCCCGAUCCGGUGGACCAGGAGAUUGUACAACAACCAGCACAGCAGCAGCAAGGAGAGCAACCGCCAAGUCCGAUCGCAGAACACUCUACUCCUGCCUCUGUGCAAGGGGGAGGUGGAUCAGUCUCGUCUGCCUUGGCUCGGCGUAUUUAUGCGCUUCAGCAGCAAAGUAACACACUUCAGCAGCCGCAGCCGCAGCCGCAGCAGCACCAGCAGCCAUUGCAGCAGGUACAGCAGCAAUUGGCAGAAGUGCCCGCGGACGCAGGUGAAGGCUCUGUGAUGCCAUUUCCCAGGAGGCUGAGUCUCGUUCAGCAGCAGCAGCAACAACACAUCCAGCAGGUGCGGGAGCAGUUGACACAUGUUCAAGAGCAAACUGGGAACGGGUCUGAAGCUCCUCUGGCAAGACGCCUGAACUUCAUUCAGCAACAGCAAGAGCACUUACAGGAAGUGCUUCAAGCAGCUGCUGAGACCGCAAAUGAGCAGGUUGAGAGGGAGAGUGGAGCUGAUAUGAGGGGGGAGAUGGCAAGGCUCCAACAGAUGAUGGGGCAGCUUCGCCAGAUGGUGGAGUCAUGCAUGGAGAUGCAGAUGGAACUCCAGAGAUCAGUGAGGCAAGAAGUGGCUGGAGCCUUCCAGCUGAUGUACGAUGGUGGCAGAGGUGUCGCGCAGGAGCCGGUGGACCCUUCUCGCUGGCAGGUCGUAAAGGAAGGACUUUGCUGGAUCUGCUGUGACCGUCAGAUCGACUCCCUCUUGUACAGGUGCGGACAUAUGUGCAUGUGCUCGACAUGUGCGAAGGAGUUGCAAGGCAUAAGCGGGAAGUGUCCGAUGUGUAGAGCGCCCAUCUUGGAGGUUGUGCGGGCUUUUCGCGCAACGUAACUCGCUGGGAACGGUCUUCUCGUGACACGGACGUCCUUCCGGUGACAGGGUUGUCCUCUACUACAUGACUAUGACUUAUGGCUCACUGUGAAAGGUACCGUAGUUUUGAAAUGAAAUGCCCCACACCAAGCAGAUAUUGUGUGCGGUGGGGGUCUGUUUGCUAGGGUUGGGGAUGUGGGUGGCUUGUUUUGAGGAGUAGAGAAGAGAGAGGGUGGUGUAGGUGGGUGUAGGCGCUGAAUUGCUGCGGUGUUCGGUGAAUUGUAUUCUAAAUUCUACUAAGAUAAUAGUGCAUGGAACCUGAAAUGUAAUUGUGCUGUGUUGUUUAGAUGGGUUGCAAGGGAUCAUUCCAGGGAGGCAGGUGGAGACCUGGGAGAUGUGUGCAAAUAAUGGGCAAAGCCCUCCGCUUCUCUAUUGCAAGGGUGCUUGUAAAUUGUUUAAGCUUUUGCUAUCAGGUUUUAUGACAAGGCUCGAACAUACUCUGCGUGAGCAUGCAGCCUUGGUCGUUAUUCGCGCGCACACACACACACACACACACACACACACACACACACACACACACAUACACACACACACACACACACACGUACACAGAGAGAGAGAGAGAGGGAGAGAGAGAGAGGGAGGGAGAGAGAGAGGCUGGACCAUACUCUGCGUGAGCGUGCAGCCUUGGUCGUUUUUUGCACACGAGAGGGAGAGAGAGAGGCUAGAACAUACUCUGCGGUAAGAAGAGCAAAGUAGUCCCAUGCAGCAAUUGGAACUGCAAUCCCUUGGUCCCAAGAGGUGGGACCGGCUUGGUCCCAAGGGGUGGGACCAGGCCCUCUCCUCUUCACUUGAAUUGAAUUGACAGGCACCAUUGCUGCUUUGCUACGACGCACAUGUCACACAGCUUCUUCUUGCCAGGUUGCAAAAGGCGACGGAGUGGAGAUCAACGAACAUGCACCCACAGACAUAUGGAUAGAUUGGAGGAUGACAGACAGAUCAGGGGAGUUACUCGUGAUUGCGUGCGCACACACACAACAUGCAAAUGAGGGAAAAGAAAAAGACGGCAGAUCGGCAAGUUUGCGAGGGUCAGUGUCGGCGUGGUGGAUCCGGAGUAGUGCUCAGGAUGUAAGGUGUUGUCAUCGUAACUUAUGACGGACUUGGACGGUGGGACACUUUUUCGUUGAUUAGAGAAUUUGCGGAGGAUUAUCAUUGGUCGGAGACUCGGAGGUGUCGGGAACUGUUUAGAUCGAAGGAAAUUCUGCAACUCCCUUGCAACCGUGUACAUAGCCGUACCGGAUCUGCGAUGAUGGUCUUCGAUCUCGAAGUUUCAAGUUUUCUGUCAAUCUUGGGACUACGCGACCGAAGUGCAGUCAAACUCGCUCGGGGAGUCUUGCUCGCGGAGAGUCUCGCUCGGGGAGUUUGAUUGGUCGAAAUCGCCUAGUAUAACCGACGCGAUUAGACCGUCUCAGAAAAAUGGUUGUGGACUCCAUGAGGAUGAAAAUUAGGUCAGGUCAGAUGGAGAAUGACUACCAGAAACUGUGAAUCGGUAUGUGUGUUGUGAAGUGGUGUAGCUUGUAUGGAGGGAAGAUAUUCUCACCACCUCCGGGGGGAGGGGAGGGGGGGGUGGGACAGCUCCUAGGCAAUGGUGCAGUUGAAAACGU